Messenger RNA from Hyaena hyaena (striped hyena), 7240 nucleotides. RefSeq names its product fibronectin leucine rich transmembrane protein 2 (gene FLRT2). Lineage: Eukaryota; Metazoa; Chordata; Mammalia; Carnivora; Hyaenidae. Gene Ontology annotation, molecular function: protein binding. Bases 787 to 2769 code for a protein of 660 amino acids. The transcript has 2 exons. The record is from RefSeq and is a predicted model, not a curated record.
CUGUCGCUGUCACUUGUGAGCUCGGCACCUUCCACCGUCGCCGCGGAGGAACCGGCGCUCGGAGGUCCCGGCAGCGGCCGCAACCCCGCGCCCGGGCUGCGCGGCUGCCGCCGGGGGGGGGGGGGGGGGGGGGGGCGCCCGGGCCCUCGGAUCCGGCGCCGAGCCGCUGCGGGGCGGCAGCGCCGCGGCGUCCACCCGACCCGGGAUCCGGUUGGCCGUUCUCAACGAUGGGCAGGAGGGACCUUGGCGGUGACCCCUAAAACAAUACCAUGCCCCGGGAGCCCCGCUGCUGCCGCGCCAGCUUCUUCCCUUUCCACCUCCCCGACCCCGUCGGAUUCGGAUGAGCCCCCGCGACGCGGCGCGGCUGCCAGAUCGCAGAUUGAGCUUAACCAAGAAGUUCAUAGUCUGUUCGACACUGACCUGAUCUACAACUUCAGAAGGGAGUUCUGCCUGCCCAGUUGGCCUCUGUUGACCGCAGAUUGACCGCAGAUAGCUUGGCUUCACUCAUUGCCUGUGUGGAAAAUUCUCCCUAUUGAUUUUUUUUUUUUUUUUUUUGCACAUGGAGGACAGUAACAAAGAGGGCAACACAGGCUGAUAAGCCCCGAGACCACAGGAGAAUUCUUUUCUUGCAGGCCUUUGGGACUUUUCCUCUAGUUGGAGUUCUGGACUUUAACAGAACACCUUCUAGUCAUUUUGCUUUUGUUAUAUAUAUAUAUACAUAUAUAUAUAUAAUUUUUUUUCUUUUUACUUUCCCACCGCCUUGUAUUUUGUUUCUGUACUUCAGAAAUGGGCCUAAAGACCACACAGUGGCCCAGCCAUGGGGCUUUUUUCCUGAAAUCUUGGCUUCUCAUUUCCCUGGGGCUCUACUCACAAGUGUCAAAAAUCUUGGCGUGCCCUAGCGUGUGCCGCUGCGACAGGAACUUUGUCUACUGUAAUGAGCGAAGCUUGACCUCAGUGCCUCUUGGGAUCCCGGAGGGCGUAACCGUACUCUACCUCCACAACAACCAAAUUAAUAAUGCUGGAUUUCCCGCAGAACUGCACAACGUACGGUCGGUGCACACGGUCUACCUUUAUGGCAACCAACUGGAUGAAUUCCCCAUGAACCUUCCCAAGAACGUCAGAGUUCUCCAUUUGCAGGAAAACAACAUUCAGACCAUUUCACGGGCUGCCCUUGCCCAGCUUUUGAAGCUCGAAGAGCUUCACCUGGAUGACAACUCGAUAUCCACAGUGGGGGUGGAAGAUGGGGCCUUCCGGGAGGCUAUUAGCCUCAAACUGUUGUUUCUAUCCAAGAAUCACCUGAGCAGUGUGCCUGUUGGGCUUCCUGUGGAUUUGCAAGAGCUGAGAGUGGAUGAAAAUCGAAUCGCUGUCAUAUCCGACAUGGCCUUUCAGAACCUCACGAGCUUAGAGCGUCUGAUCGUGGAUGGGAACCUCCUGACCAACAAGGGCAUUGCCGAGGGCACCUUCAGCCAUCUCACCAAGCUCAAGGAAUUUUCCAUUGUUCGGAAUUCGCUCUCCCACCCCCCUCCUGAUCUCCCAGGUACACAUCUGAUCAGGCUCUACCUGCAGGACAACCAGAUCAACCACAUCCCUUUGACAGCCUUCUCAAAUCUGCGCAAGCUGGAACGGCUGGAUAUAUCCAACAAUCAACUGCGUAUGUUAACUCAAGGGGUCUUCGAUAAUCUCACCAACCUGAAGCAGCUCACAGCUCGGAAUAACCCCUGGUUUUGUGACUGCAGUAUUAAAUGGGUCACGGAAUGGCUCAAAUACAUCCCUUCAUCUCUCAACGUGCGAGGUUUCAUGUGCCAAGGGCCCGAGCAAGUCCGGGGAAUGGCUGUCAGGGAGUUGAAUAUGAAUCUUUUGUCAUGCCCCACCACGACUCCUGGGCUGCCCGUCUUUACCCCAGCACCAAGUACAGCCUCGCCAACGACCCAGCCUCCCACACUCUCUGUCCCAACCCCUAGCAGAAGCUACAUGCCUCUGACUCCUGCCACAGCCAAACUCCCCACGAUCCCCGACUUGGAUGGCAGAGAAAGAGUGACCCCACCGAUCUCUGAACGGAUCCAGCUCUCUAUCCAUUUUGUGAAUGACACGUCCAUCCAAGUCAGCUGGCUCUCUCUCUUUACUGUGAUGGCAUACAAACUCACAUGGGUGAAAAUGGGCCACAGUUUAGUAGGGGGCAUUGUUCAGGAACGCAUAGUCAGCGGUGAGAAACAGCACUUGAGCCUGGUUAACUUAGAGCCCAGAUCCACCUACCGGAUUUGUUUAGUGCCACUGGAUGCUUUUAACUACCGAGCUGUAGAAGAUACCAUUUGUUCCGAGGCCACCACCCAUGCCUCCUAUUUGAACAAUGGCAGCAACACGGCUUCCAGCCAUGAGCAGACGACUUCCCGCAGCAUGGGCUCCCCUUUUCUGCUGGCGGGCCUGAUCGGGGGCGCGGUGAUAUUUGUGCUCGUGGUCUUGCUCAGUGUCUUUUGCUGGCACAUGCACAAAAAGGGGCGCUACACCUCCCAGAAGUGGAAAUACAACCGAGGGCGGCGGAAAGACGACUAUUGCGAGGCAGGCACCAAGAAAGACAAUUCCAUCCUGGAGAUGACAGAGACCAGCUUUCAGAUCGUCUCCUUAAAUAACGAUCAGCUCCUUAAAGGAGAUUUCAGACUGCAGCCCAUUUAUACCCCAAACGGGGGCAUUAAUUACACAGACUGCCAUAUUCCCAACAACAUGCGAUACUGCAACAGCAGUGUGCCAGACCUGGAGCACUGCCACACGUGACAGCCAGAGGUCCAGCGUUAUAAAGGCGGACAGUAAGACUCUGGAGAACACACACACGUGUGUGCACCGAAAGACACACGAAUUACAUUUGAUAAAUGUUACCCAGAUGCAUUUGUGCAUUUGAAUACUCUGUAAUUUAUACGGUGUACUAUAUAAUGGGAUUUAAAAAAAAGUGCUAUCUUUUCUAUUUCAAGUUAAUGACAAACAGUUUUGUAACUCUUUGCUUUUUAAAUCUUAAAAAAAAUAGUUGCUGAAGUACUGUACAGGGUUGUACAAUAAGAACCCAAUGCCAAGGCAAAAGAAGGAGUGAUUCUUCCUCAUGAUGCACAUUAACCAUUUUACUGUUGAAGCCGUCAGAAUAAAUUCCUUUCUUAUGGUUGGUGGUCAGAUGAAAGGGCCGAUUAAAAUGGACUCAUCAGGGCAGGCUAAAUAAUGUGGGUAAAACAAGGUAUGGCCCAGAUAUCUUUAUGCUAUUUCUAUACUUCCUGGUGAGGAAGAAAAGUUAAAUAUUUCAAAAUAGAUGAAAGGAGGUGGCUACCCUGAUUUGACUUAAAGCAGGAAAUAUAGAAAGCAUCACGAGGAAGCCCGUUCCAGUAAGAUAAGUUAACCGAACCCGGCAGCAUCCAGAAAAUGACAUGAGUUUUGAAAAGAACUUCAAACCCGGGGGUUGGCUUUCUGAAUGAGAGCUUAAAAAUCACCCCUCAUGCUUCCUUGACCCUAUGUGAUAACAGAGUUAGAGACUUCAGGCUGAUUCCAGUCAUCUUCAGGGACAGAUAGGAUGGUCCAGCAAGAAAACUCCCUUCGAAAGUGUUACUAUUUCUAAUUAUAUGUCAGGUUGAAUCACAUUCAACAGAGAUAUAUUCUAGAAUACUUUUUUAGAAGAGGCUAAUAAAAUAAUGGGAAGAAUUAUAUUGAAUGGAAUUAUUUUUGAUAAUGAGAAUUAUUUGGGUAGAUUCGCUCCAGCUAUGUCAACAUGAUAUUUAGACCAACAAGAGAUCAGUGUUUGGAAUAUACUAAACAUGUUAAUUUAAAAACUAUUGAUACUAUUUAGACAAAAACAAGUGAUCAGUGGUUCUGCUAUACUUCAUCAAACGACUUUGUUAGUAUCAUGUUGAAAUAGCUUGAAUUAAUACCUGUAUCCCCUUGCAAAUUUGUCUUCCAAUCACCUCACCUAUAUUUUCGUAACUAGCUGUUUAUGCUAGAUUUUUUUUUUCCCACUCUGCUUAAAAUUUGAAAGAAAAAUUAUAUGCCAGUCUUGGUUGCACAAAAUAUCCAUAUAUACUUAUAUACUUUAAAAUGUAUACUAAUUUUCACUGCUAAUAAUUCUAUAAGGACAUAUCAAAGCUGGCUGAAAUAAUGUAUUUUUUUUUAAAGCAAUACAGAGUUUCCACCUUGGACCGACGUCGAUCCUGUUCCAUUUUUGAAAUUUCAUUUAUUCCUUUUCAGUCUUGGAUGUCCCUCUUCUUCGGGACUUGUGGAGGGAUGAUCAAUCUUACAUUAACAGGAUAACAUGAAAAAUGAACAAGUCAGAGAGCACAGGCAUGUUCCCCUCACCUUGGCAGAGUGGGGCAUAGAGUAGAGGACAUGGAGAAAAGAGGGAUGUCUGUGCUUAAUUCUAGAUAUUUUUUGAAACAAUGCUCAUUUUCACAAAGUAUGUAUAAUCCACUCCUUUUCAUCCCUUAGAUGUAGAAGGGCUAUCGAUCACACACAUUAUCUAAAAAAAUAUAUAUCCUUGGAAAAUUCAUUUUAAGAUCAAAUUCUGCCCCGUGUUGUGUAUUUCCUUUAUCACUGGCCAUUUUUAGGGUGAAAAAAAAUGAAAAUUGAUGUCACACUCAGUUUGGCUUUCUUUCUCACUCUUUCUCUGUCUCCCACUUUUAACAAAAUAGAACUGCGAUGUGUCUUCUUCGUAAGAGUUUAGGUAUAAAACGCUAUGCAAGGUUUUCUUUAUAGUAAAAGCUUUAUUUUCUUUAAUAACGUACUCCCAACUUAUAUGUUUUAAUCUCCCUUGUCAGAAAGCAGAAAAUGUAACUGAAGUUAUAAUGUUGUAGAGGCAAGAAUCAAAACAGCAGUCAGUUGAACUGAAAUUAGCUAUGAAUUAAUUUGAAUUAAUUCUAAGGUGACUUAGGUUUCCAUAUGAGUUUAUUAGCUAGCAAAUUCUGGCUGUUGCUUUUUUAAAGCUAAUUCCACACAGCAAAGGGACAAGACAGUCUGUGAAGGUGAUCAGUGUAACGGUAAGCCAUCUACCAUUCAGGACAAUGCCAUGGGGUUUUGUGUAUUUAACUGGAUAAUUCCCUUCCACUGUUGUCUUCUCCUUGGCUGUGUAGAUAAAACUAUGUGUUCAAAUGAUGGUACUUUGACUUUUGAGAUUUUUAUUUUUCCCUCUUUGAUCCACAAAAUAAUCAUUCUCAUUUAUUUAUAUUGUGUAAAACCCCCAGCGCAAUAUUUGCCUGCUGAAACGUUUUUGUUUCAGGCCAAGACCAAUGUUGGAAAGGUUUCUAUGAUGUCUUCUGGGAUUCACAGAAUUAUUUGGGGCUUGAGUGGUACAAUGAAGACCUAGUCAUGUAAAAUGGCUCCUUUGCUAGAAGUCGUUUCUGAAGAGAUAGAACCUAGUGACAGUCUUUGCUUUGAUCUCGCACACAGUAUCACAGAGACUGCGAAAAUCAAGGUCCGUGUCUCAUUUGUCAUAGCAUACCUGGGGCUCUCACUUACACGAGGAUAGAAAGCACAUCAUGGAAUUUGCAGUGUCUUAUGUGUCUUUGGAAAACUGCUGAAUAACCAGCCACGGUGUUGGCUUAGGCUUUGAUUGGCAUCUUCGAUUGUGGGAAAUGUGUUUUGCUGAUACAUCUACUCUAUAAUUGAGCCUCUCUUGUGGCCGUUAUUAUGUAUUUUGAGAUUAGUCAAGAGUCACAGUUGAAGGGGCAGGCCAAGAUCAUGAACAAAGACAUACCCACUGGCUUAUAGAAUUUGAUGCUGUUUGACCAAACAAGCUGAUUUCAGGUAACACACGGUCACGUUCAGAGCUAGGCAACUGUCCCUGUGCAGAGGAAAUUCUAGAAGAAAAAGGUGUAGCCAUGAUCACACAGAUAUUAUUGAUCGUUAUUCAUUCCCAGGGUUGUCAUUAAUAUGUACUUGUUGGGGGAGAUGUGUUUGGACAGGGAGAGGCUCUGUGUUUCCCUCCAAACUGGCAAACACAUUAGCAGUUCAUCAUGGUGGACGGCCAUAGCAGAGACAAAAAGCAUGUUUUCCUGCCAAGUUUCCUUGUAUGAGAAGGAAAACAUUCUGUCCCGUGAGAAAUCAUGCAAUUUCUAAUUAUCUGGAUGUUUGUUGAAAAUGUAUAAGAUAUGUUCCCCGAGGUUUAAAAAAAAAAAAAAAAAAAACUGUAAUGUGACCAGUCUGGCAAAAAGAAUUAAUGAGGGUGCUAAUUUUAAGGUUAUGUUUCCUACCAGUGCGGAUCAUGACGGUCUUAGUCACUUCCCAAGAUCAUAACUUACUUCCCCACUGUGGAGAACCAGCUCUUCAGGUAGUGAGCAGAACACCCAGUCCAAGCAAAAGUUAUGGGGAAGAGAUGCUGAGACAGAUCAGCAAACCCAGUGCACCUUUUGACAGUGAACUGGUUAAUUUCCAUCGACUUCUUUGUUUAUUAGCAUUUUUCUCUAACCUACAACAAGUAGACAUUGAGUUAUACAUUAGAACAUGAACAGUUUUGCCCAUGAUUUAUCUUUCCAGCUUCAUGGGAAUGCAAAGCAGUUUCUUUAUGCUGCAAAGGGAGAUACAAAUAGAAAACAAACAAAUAAAAAACUCCUAAUUCUUACUCUUGUCAAAACCAGCCUGAUGCUCUUUUUUUUAAAAAAGUCAGAACAUUAAUGAAGAAAGCUACGGCUUACAUCCUUCUCUGAUUUCUUCAGCAGGGUCAAAAGACAACUGACCAUUGGGGGAUGCUUGGCAUAGAUUGGGGGGAGAAAGUUUUGUACAUGUAUGAUACUGUUGUUAUAACAAACAAAUCAGAUUCUUUUGCUGUAGUUUUCAUUUUUCUUCUUCUAGAGGCACAUCCACCAGAAGAGCACAAAGUAAGGCCAUCGCAACAGGCAUUUUUAAACUAGUAUGCAACACACAUAUGCGUACACACACACACACACACACACUGAAGAAUUAUAAAGAUAUCCAUGGGAUAGAAUAUUUAUAACUUUUUGAGGCAAGAUGAAGGCAUCGCCACUGUCUGUCCCUCCUAAGACCAGUAUAUAUUCACUGAAAGUUAAUCCCGAUGGUUUGUUAUUGUUUGAAUCACAUGUUGAUUUGCUUCUGGUUUGUGUUUAGUGUGUUCUCAUGACAAGGGACUGCAGGGUGUUGGAAAAUUCUGCAUUUCACAUCCUCUGGGACCUACCAUGUCGCACACUUUGUUAACUACAAACUUCACUCUACACUAUACAGUACCUUGUUGAUAUAUUCAGUAAAGGCUUAUUUUAAAAGAAAA